AUGAAGCGCUCACGUGAUGAAGCCAGCAAGGUCUUGGGCGAGCGGAUGUUGCAGGGCUGGACCAUGCUAGGGGUGAGCUGUCCUGUGGAAGAGUGCUACACGCCUCUUGUGUGUAACCGACAGAGUAACAAGAUGUUCUGUGUGAGGUGCAACCAGUACGUGCUUACGGAGGACGAGCUGAAGCAGCAGCAAGCAGAACAGAAGAACGCUGAAGAGGUUGCAGCAAUUGAAAAAGACCAAGCCGAGACCGAAGCGCGAGUCGAGAAAGAGCGGAGACGCUACGUUGAGCAACAGUUUCGCUUGGAAGAGCAAGCCAAACAGGCUGGAAGGAUGCAGGAACUCGACCACGCAAGCGAGGAGGCAGGGUGUGGGAUAGCACCGCGAGGAGCUGCCAAGCGCAAGAUUGAUAUGACAGCGGUCCAAAGUAGCUCCGAUAGCGAUGCGGACGUGAAUGCUGUUCGUCGACAGACACUCGCUGCGCUUUAUCAGAAAAUGGAGGCGUUGACGAACUCGCUCUCGCCCACCGACCAUAGUGAGCGUCUUGUCUCCGUUGCCAGAGCCGUUCGAGAGAUUGCUGAAGCGACACAGCUUUUGAAGCAAUAG
Molecule: messenger RNA, 603 nt
Organism: Peronospora matthiolae
Lineage: Eukaryota; Oomycota; Peronosporomycetes; Peronosporales; Peronosporaceae
Source: the annotation of a GenBank genome assembly